Pocillopora meandrina is the source of this 12549-nucleotide messenger RNA. Lineage: Eukaryota; Metazoa; Cnidaria; Anthozoa; Scleractinia; Pocilloporidae. The record is from the annotation of a GenBank genome assembly.
CGCGAUGGGUAUUCAAUUAGCUGAAUUAGAAGCAGGGCUAGUCCGUAAAAAAUUUCAUUCUUAUUACGCAAAAUAUUCAUCUCACAACUUCCUAUUGCGCACUGAUGAGAUUGAAGCAAUUAAGACUGGUACCAAAUACAGCCUGGUCUCUUAACCCCUCCAGACCUAGGGGGAUAACCAGCAUCUAAUUUCUUCUUGCUAUCUCACUUGCUGAAUCAAACAUUAAGCUAGAGGUCGUGAGAGUAUAGGAAAGGUCAUCAACUGGAAAAGCCCAUGAUUGUUAAACAAAUUCCCCUUAAUUGUCAGCACCAUAAGAAAUGUUUGGAGAACAGUAUGGAGAGUAAGCAUACUGAUGAUAAGGUUUAAAUGGUUAAGGCUCUUAGUCACCAGAAUGAAGGUGGGGGGUGCCGUAUGAAUGUAAGAUUCCACCCUAUUCUCACGGCUUGCUUUUAAUUUGCUUAGAAAUCCUGCAGCACGUCAGCAAUUACAAAUUAAUUCCGUUAAUCAAUUUGUUUUUAAUUUGCUUAGAAAUCCUGCAGCAUGUCAGCAACUACAAAUGGAAAUGAAAAUUCUCCCUUAAUUCCAGAGGAAGUAGAUAAACCACAUUCCACACCUGGUGGGGAGACAAGUGUGGCUACCAAUUCAUCUGACUCCAAUAGUGCCUUGAGUCGACAACAAAGGGUCCUGAAUGCAGUGUGUAUUCUUGUUACAGAGUUAUGUGAGCGCAUGACCUUCUUUGGAGCAGCUGCAAAUCUAGUUUUAUUUUCCAAGAAUGUGUUAAAGCUACAGUCACCUUGGCCAUCAACAAUCACUCUUUUGUUCGCAGGUUUGUUUGUAGUGUUAUCCUAACAUUCUUAUGUUUUAAUUCUUGUUAAUUCUCCCCUCUAGCUGCUAUAAGUUUCCUUGUAAAUUAGUAAUAGGAAUUUGGUGUUAGAUCAAGAUAACAGGUAUACUUAUUACCUAUUUGCUGGAUAAUGUGAGGAUAUUAUAAGGAGAAGUUUCAUGUUAAUCACUUGUAGGAUCAUGCUCAUUAAAGAACGAAACUAUACUGUAUAUUUAAGUAUUGACUACAGCUGUUUCAAGAAAGGCUGUUUAGGAAAAGUGUAAAAGUAAGUACAACAACCUCGAAUGUAAAUUUUGGUAGUUUUCAAGUCCUUGACCUUGCAGGAUUUCUGGGAAAUCUGAGAACAUAACACUUUUAGGAUGAGGCAUAGCAAGGUUGAUGAAUGUAGACAUUCAUUUGACAUAUUAAAAUUAAUUGAUUACAGGAUGCCCACAUUACUUUUCAAGAUGGUCACAUGCACUUUAAUUUGACCUUUUUUGGACAACCUAAAUCUUGAAACAGCUGUAUACACUUGUUAAGGCAAAUGUAGAAAUAUUUCAAAUAUAUGGAGUACUUUUUUGUUCCCCUUUAUUGUUUCUGCUUAGUAAAAUAACUUCAACUAGCUACAGGACUCUCAUUGCUUCUAGUUGCAUCAUGCAUGUAAGAUGGUUUUAAAGAAAAUAAUCAUCUCAAUCCUUUAACUUUGAAGAUCUGAUUGUUCAUUGUCCCCUCUAGCUGAUAAUGAAGAAAUGUAAAAUGGUUUCCGUGUUUACAUAGCCUGAUGUAAACAGGUGGGAGGUUGGGAGAACACGAGAUAAGCGUAGGAAACCACGACGCGAAAUGGAGUGGUUUCCAGCUUAUCGAGUGUUCUCCCAACUUCCCAAGUGUUUACAUCAGGCUAUGUAAACACGGAAACCAUUUUACAUUUCUUUUAUAAAAUAACUAAUGAAAGAGGAACAAAAACCGUGUUUACAUACGCUCCUGUAAAAUGGUUUUAUGGCCAAUCAGAGUGCACGUACUAUUUGAAUUAUUUUAUAAAUAGUUUCUUGUGAAUUAAAUACAAAAUUUGGUCUUAGAUCAAGACAAAGACUUUUACCUGAUGAGUUUGAGUAUUCUCAUAAUCUGUUUACUGGAUAAUGUUUGCAUAUCAUAGCGAGAAGUUACAUGUUAACCACUUUUGGGAGUUAAUGGGUUAUGUUUACAUGGAUUAAUUAUAUAAGAAACCUUGUGAGUAACUCCUACAUUCCAAUGCUUGUGCCAGGUACACAACUCAGAACAUUCACCUGUUAAAUGCCAUUUGAAAUACAAGUAUGCUGAACUAAAAGUUUUAAUCACCAAAAAACAACACUACUUUUACUCCUGGGCUCAAGCCACCAAGAGAAAUUAAAAAUUGCAAAAGUUAUGACAUGUAGCACAGUGUUAACCCCUUAAACCCAUGAGAGUGGUAAGCAUCUAAUUUAUCCCAUCAGUAUCAUGCUUGCAUGAGGCAAGUUGUGAAUUAAUGAGAAUAAAGGUAAUGAUUGCAAAGUGUAGAAACUUUUGAUUAUUAAACAUAUUCUCCAUGCACAUACCACCUGAAAUGUAUAGAAAACAGCAUGGCUCAGCUUGAAAAAUGAUGCAAAGGUAGUGUAAAGGUUUGAAAAACCAGAUUGUUGAUGAGCUGAGCUGUUCAACUCUUUUAAAAUUUAAUUUAUUUUUUCCUUCUUUUUUUUUUCCCAUAGGAACAUGUUUUCUCACCCCUUUACUUGGUGGGUGGUUAGCCGAUUCUUACCUUGGUCAGUAUAACACCAUAUAUGGAAGCUCUUUGUUGUAUUUUGUGGGAGUUGUGCUUCUAGCUACAGUAUCAGCUUCUGAUAAUUUGUUGAAGAGCUUAUUUAAUGCAUCAGGAAGAGUAGUGUUCUUUAUCCUGGCCCUUGUGUUGAUAGCAUUUAGUGCAGGAGGAAUCAAAGCCACUGUGUCACCCUUUGGAGCAGAUCAGUUGAAACAGGAUGGUCCAAGAGCUGUUCAGACCUUUUUCAACUAUUUUUAUUGGUUCAUUAACAUUGGAGCCCUCGUAGCUUUUACUGUGGUGGUUGCUGUCCAGCAAAAAGACAUUUUCUCUGGUUAUGCCAUCCUAGUGGGUUUUAUGUUCCUUGGAAUCAUUGUAUUUCUCACCUGUCGUAAUAGGUACUUGGUCAAGCCACCAGGUGGUAGCCAACUAACUGAAACAGCAAAAAUAAUUCACAAUGCCAUUAAAAAUCGGAAACAAAACACUGGUGGCUGGAUGGAUGGAGCAAAGAGCAGAUUUGGAGGAAAGUUUGGUGAUGAUCAGGUUGAAGAUGUCAAGGCUGUGUUAAGACUUCUUCCUGUUUUCAUUACUUUCAUCUUUUAUUUUUCAGUUUUUUCUCAGGUAAGGCUUUGCCAUCAUGAAGUCAUAACAGUUAUACAUGAUAUAUAUAUGUGUUUAGAAGAAGAGAAGAGGAUCACAACCAAGAUGUGAAUUGUUAGAAGAAAUUGAAACUUAAGGCAAUAUUAGUUUGAAACUUUUUCUUUUCUCUUCUUUCAGAUGUCCACGUCAUUUCUCAUUCAAGGUACAUACAUGAAGCUAAAUUUUGAUGGCUUUUCCGUGCCAGCAGCAUCUUUGUCAUUGUUUGAUAUAGUUAUUAUUCUGGUGCUUGUUCCCCUCAUGGACUAUGCAGUUUAUCCUCGUAUUGAGCGCAGCGGGAUCAAGUUGACAUCCUUGCGGCGCAUUGGUGUAGGGUUUGUGUUAUCAGCAGCUUCUAUGCUUGUAGCUGGGUUGAUUGAAAUAAAACGACGGACAGUGUGGCAACACGGGAACAUAUGCACACAGACGGUUUUUAAUGAGAGUCACAGUGCCUCAUGUUUCAGUAUUUUCUGGCAAGCACCACAGUACUUAUUGGUUGGAUCUGGUGAAGUGUUUGCAACUAUUACUGGUAAGUGAAUUUCAUUGAUGUUUUUUUAAGCAAUUGUCCACUGGAUGUUGAAAGUAAUCUGGGAUGGCUUCAGUUUUACUUAACUUUGCUCUGUCUGAUUGGUACAGGCAUCCUGUGUCAUCCUCUCAACAAUCAGAUGCAAAACUGUAAAAACAAUCAUGACUUAACCAUUCACAUUUACCCAUGCUUCAAGCAGUUUGCUUGUUGUCACUUUGAGUGUUCUUACUGGCAAAUGAUAAUUUGUAGACCUUUGUUCUGAUUGAUCACUGGGAUUUUGUUUCGUUUUGGUUUUGGUUUUUUGACACUGCUGCCCUAAGCCUUUGAGAAUGUUAACCUAGUCUCUUUCUCUUCAUUAUGAAUUAACCAUUUUAUGAAAUGUUUCAGGAGAUAUGAUGGGUAAUGGAAGGAGUGAGACAUGGUUACUCACAGUCACUUCAGGAACCUUCAGAAAAAAUUGUCUCACCUGUGUCUUACGUCCCCAGCCUUCUCUACAUGAGAAAUUUCCAUGUUUUUCCAUGAGGGGAAUUUGUAGAAAUCCACAGUGAUAUAUUUUUCUACUGUCUCUUUGUAUCUGCAGGUCUGGAAUUUGCAUAUUCACAGGCUCCUAAAAACCUUAAUGGAGUGAUCAUGGCCCUUUUUCUAUCAGCCUCUGGCAUAGGAAGCUAUAUAGCAAACUUUCUAGUUGCUGUUGUCAACAGUGAUUGGUACCCUGAGGAGGAUCCCAAUCAGGGUCAUAUGGAGUACUUCUUCUUCAUGAUGGCUGGUUUGAUGACACUUAAUUUCUUGUUGUUUCUGUUGAUUGCAUCCUCCUACAAAUACAAAAAGUCAUCCUUACAAAGUAAAGGAGUACCAGGAUGCCCAUGAACUGACUGUUAGUGUUUCAUCUGUGCAUGGCUGAGUGACAUGUGUCAAUUUGCUACUUAUAAAUGUGCAAAAACUAUUGUGUGCACCUGCCUGUAGGAAGUCCUUAGUGCAUGGUCAUGAGACAAUGCCAGCAAUCAAAGUGAAGAGGUUGCACUACUGAUGUAGUGUGGGUAGUUUUUAAGAAUAUAGAUCAAGUGUGAAUCAUCUAAAAGUAUGUAAAAAUUUUCUGGCUAUUAAACUACAUUUGAUAGGAACUAACAAAAAUAGGAAUUUCUAUUUUUUUUCCAGUACAUGUUAUGACCAUAUAUCAAUUACAAAAGUUCAAGGAGUUUGGAUUCUAGUGCCAGGAGAGAGCAACCUGCAUUAGUCUUGUAAAAAGCAGAUCCAAAAUCUGUGGAAGCUAGUGGUGGAAAAAAAAUGAAUGUUAAAAAAAAAGGAGACAAAAAAGCUGCAAAAUCAACCAACUCUUUGGCAAGUUUUUACCAUUUAAGAAUGCUACAAUUUAUAUUACUACAUACCACAAGUGAAAAUAGUGCAUCUAGUGUGUGCUGAUUGGUUAAUGCGGAAGUGAAUAGCAAGUGCUAGGCAGCUGAUGAAACAAAAUCACACAUCAAAAGUUUAAUUUCCAACCAUUUUCCUGUAAAUUGAAAGAAUUUUAAUUAUUUUUUGGUAUCUGUGGCAUAUACUAAAACAAUAACUCAUCUGAGUGUUGGUGAACAUUGUGGAUAUUCACCUUAUUCACCUCUAUUCACCUCCAUUUUGGUGAAUAAUUGUUAAUUAUAUCAGUUUCUGGACAAUUUUAGUUAUUAAGCUUGCAUGUUACUGUAGGUUGACUCAAAAUUUCUGACGGCAAAAAUUUUAAUUUUGUGUUUGUUAGCUUUAGAAAUGAGAGAACUUAAGCAUUCUACUUCUUUCAUGUAAUCUGCCACCUAGUUUUUAAAGAAAUUUAUUAAAAGUUUAUUUAAGAUUAAUAUGACUAGCAGUCGUGGAUUAGAUAGGAAUAUACGGUAGACCAAGGGGUUCUAGGACUUUUCUCUGAGCUGAGUCUCCUCUUACUCUUCAAUAACUAAAUGAAACAUUAGCCAUGACCAAACAAAAAAGAAUAUAAACUCACCUCAAUCAGUUCCUUCCUGGCUUACAGAUCACUUAACAUUUGUAACUACUUCAGAAAGCGAUCGUGAUUGGAAUACUUCCACACCAGAACUUAUGAUGAUUGGGAACAUUGAUUUUACUGACGCGAGAAACACGUCACGCACAUAGGUAAUAUCUUGUAAAAGUUGAAUUGAUUUCUCCUCUCAGUAUCAAUACAAUUAUAAUCUAAAAGACGAGUGAUGGGAAUGAUGAAAGAUAAUAAGUUUAACCAAUAGCUAGAUUACGAGAAUUGUAUGGCAGACAGUAAUGAGAGUGAAAAUUCUCCUUGCUUUCCCGCUCCUCACCGAUCGUAGAUUAUGAUAACCCUUUCGAGUAAUCCUCUUGCCCGUUGACUCAUCAUCUAUUUUUUACAAACUGAUACCAUCAAAAAUUCUUCAUACUUGCCGCUUAUCAACCCUGUAGUUUGGUGACGUAAGGUGUUCACGUGAUGUCUUGUGACAUUUAAGACAACAGUCCCAUGACAUUCUGGUCACGCAACUACCGUGACAUUGUCAUUAUUCGAAGUGUACCUUUGCGUAAUACGAUUUGCUUUCGUCUAAAGAUCAAAAGUCUAGUACGUAGCUACGAAGUUGACCUUAAGCUAUAUAUUUACCGCACGAGUGACAAUUUCUUGUCUGGAGGAACGCAUAUCUUUGGUGAGUUUUGUGUCCUAGUAGUUGCUGAAAUAACAAAAGGUCGACUGAUCAUGAGUGACUAAUUUUUUGGCUAUGCAUUUAAUUCAUCAAGAUUUCUCUUUAGAAGAUGAUUUGAGAGCACUUCGAGUUUAUCUUAGUAAUAAAGGAUAAUAAAAGAUACUGUUUUCCUCAAAGUUACAUGUUGAUAUGGAAUAAGAUGUGUGCAAAUUCAUAACUUGUCGACCGUAACCUGGGAAAAAAACGCCUAACGUAGGCUUACCCUUAGAAUUACAUGAAAUAGAAAUAGUACGGCGUAAAUAAAGGGAUCGCCCGCAACAGUAUGCAAGGUUUUGGAAGUUAAAUUGGACCUCACUGCAAUUACUUACCUGGCUCCCCCUCCCUCCUUCCUUCCUGCCGUAAGGUUUAGUUGGGAAAGUUUUGAUUUUUCCUUCUUCAAAGAAACUAACAACAUCCAGAUUCCAUGGAGAUAUCUUUUUAGGUAAUGAAAAAAACAGUAAUCCUUAUAUGACUUCUCACAGUAAGAGGGAGGGGUCUUCCAAAAAAAAAAAGAAAAUAUUCACAAAGUUACCUCAUUGGAACAGAGAGAAGUGGUUGUCUUCUUGCAAUUGUUUCAUUUUUAUUUAUUAUUAUUUUAUUGAAGCAUCAUUUGCUAAAUAAAUGUAGUGUGACUUAAACCACUGUUACGAAAUAACUGAGAAACUAUAAGCACCCUGAUUGGUCAAAAACCUGUCAUUUAUUGCACUGGUAAAUCCAUAGAAAAUUGAAGUUUAUUUUAUAAAAGCUAUAUAGUGCACUUUCUAUUGGCCUAUAAUAAUAACCCAGUCUUGGUGUUGGGAGGGUAUGAUAAAAAUGUGUAAAUCACUUGCUUCCAGCUCAUGAUGUACAAACUAUUCUGACAUGUUCUCCCGAAUCCUGCAUUGACUAUUGUGCUGAUAUUAACCAUCAGAAGUGCUCUCGAUUGCUCAAAUAAUUAAUUCAUAGGGCCAGACCAUUUCAUGAAAAGAGCGAAAACAACUGUGUGAUCUUUACCUCUAAUUUAAUCAUUAAUCUUAUCUUAAUUAUCUUACUAAAUUAAACCUCUUUUUACUAGCCAGCCAUGGGAAAUAAGAAAGAUCCAGAGCUGGAGCCUAUCUUUGGUGGGGCCAGCAGAAGUAAUGCAUUAGCAGACUCUCAUCCUGAGCACAUUGGAAGAAGAACCAGGAUCUUGUUGGUGGUGUGCAUUUUAUUUACAGAGCUAUGUGAACGUCUUACAUUUUAUGGUAUUGUGGCAAACCUUGUGCUGUACUGCAGAGACUACUUGAAGCUUGAGGCUCCACUGCCCAGCAGUAUCAGUCUUGCAUUUCAAGGUAGAUUUCUGUGACUUUUGUUGUCUAAUAAACUUUUUUUUUUUUACAUAAUAAUUAAGUAUUAUCAACUGAGUUUAUAACUUAAAUUGGCCACCUUUAAGAGUUUCAAAGCUGAUGAUUUGAAUGUUAUUCCCUUGUCAGAGCAAAUGACGAAGGGCUAACACUUGAAAUGUCAGCUUUAAAACUCUUUAAGGUGGUCGAUUUAAGUUAUCAACUUAGUUGAUAACACUUAAUUACCCUGCUAUUUCCUUCCACUGAUGCAGCAUCACAGUUUCUUUAGAAACUUACCCCUUUAUUUUUUUACAUGUUAAAGUAAGGAUCUUGAUUGCCUUAUGUCCUAACAAAUCAACUUUGUGGUUGAACAAUCAAAGAUAUGCAGGAUUCUUUUAAGGACAAGCAGUUUCUUUGAAAAGCCAGCUAUGAGUUUCACAGUGGAAAUAGCACAAAUAUAGCCAGAUCAGAGCCCUGAGGAAAUGCAACUUUGGGUUCUGAUAGAAAUUUGCAUUUAAGAAGCAUUAUAAUUGCCUUUUAAACAACUGGGGCCAGAUCUUCUGGAAUUAAUUGCUUUUUUAGCAUAACGUGAGGCUAGCCUGUUUGAUCAACAGUGUGUUAAAAUUUCAAGCUUAGGAGAAAUUAUUCCUCAAUCAUUUGUAAAUGAUAGUAUCUAAAAGGGUAUAACAGGUGUUGCAUUAACAAGACAAAAGAAAGAUCUAAAACAGACAGCAUUGACUUCACUGUAGUUUGAUGUUCAAGUUCAAUGUGUAGAUACAGUGAAAUGUGACCAUUUUUGUUUGUUUUUUUUUAAUAUAUACUCCCAAUAUCUGAUCAUCAGAUUGCCCGUUUGCUGGAAAAUGUGUGGAUAUUAUAGGGGAAGUUACAUGUUAAUCACUUUUGGGAGUUAAAUGGUUAAUGAAGAUGUUUGACCUAAGAUUUUCCAUGUAGUGGUCAGUUAUGACUUACCUUUUUUUAAUUAAUGCUAGUCUAUCUGUCUUCCUAAAAAUUGUUUUUUCUUCUCCUGCAAGCUGUUAAUUAAAAAGGCAUGCAAGAAUGGGAUGUGAGCCACCCAAUAUAGGGUGUUUCAUGUUAGUUCCCAGUACUUUUGUGUCAUUCGUUGGAAGUUAUAUGUACCUACAUGUAAAACAAGAUGAUUUGAUUGAACUAUUACAAUGUCGAUGAGUUAUCAGAUUCUGACACAAUUAUACAUUGACUCAAGAAUUUCCCUUGAAAUCUAACUUAGUUCAUUUUUUCUCCAAGGCACCUCAUUUUUUUCACCUGUGAUCGGUGGCUGGGUGGCAGAUACUUUUCUAGGGCGUUACAACACCAUAUAUGGAAGUUCUUUGCUUUAUGUGGUCGGUGCCAUUGUUCUGGGUGCUGCGACAUUCGACUAUGGUGCCAUAUAUGGAUUGAGCACCGGAAGUAAAGAGGCAUUCUUAGGAAUUGCGUUACUUCUCAUUUCUGUCGGAACCGGUGGAAUCAAAGCUAAUGUAUCCCCUUUAGGGGCAGAUCAGAUCGAGAAUGAAGGGCCCAUAAUUGUUCAGCGGUUCUUCGACUGGUUUUACUGGUUCAUUCAGUUAGGAUCUUUUUUAGCUUACACCGCAGUCGUUUCGGUGCAGCAAGAGGUGUCGUUCUUUUAUGGUUACGUCAUAACCGCUCUGUCAAUGUUCUUGGCAGUCAUAUUAUUCGUAAGUGGUAGAAAAUACUACAUUACUCAUGAGCAUAAAGGAAGUUACCUAUCUGAAACACUGAAGAUAAUAUGGCAGGGAUUAAAGAAGAUUCAAUGUCAGAGAAGCGCGCGAGUUGGGUCCCACUGGCUAGACCGGGCUAAAGAGAGUCUGGGAGGAACUUACAAAGAUCAAAGAGUCGAAGAUGUCAAGUCAGUGCUGAAAAUAGUUCCAAUAUUCCUUACAUUUAUCUUAUACUGGACGAUUUAUGGACAGGUAAGCGUUAAGAGAUGGAUACUAACUGAGGGGUCUCAUUCAGAUUAUUCUAGUGAUAUAAGUAAUGAUUCUCUGCAGAUUGACUCAGAUGCCGACUAAUGAAAAGGUUUCUUAUUCAACCAGAUGUUACUUCGCUACGCCCCUCCACAUAAGACACCAGAUAUUUGCGAUGUUUGCACGAACGUUUUGCUUACAUCAUAUUUAGGGGAUAAGGGGCUGAUAUGGGCGAUGUGUGUACCUUUAAGGCGCAGAAUAGUGAAAUUGUGCUAUUUCGGCGGUUCGAAUGCGCAUUAAUUGCUGUUUAAAACACACACAUUUAUUAGCGUAUAAUCCUCAGGGCAAAGGGAUACUAAACUCCUUCUGCAUGGACAAUAGUACGCUGUUUGUAUAAUAUAUAAUGCUAACUUUGAGGCUUUUGACAAAUAUGAUAAGCUUUCACCUCUGUCAUACUAACAACAACAACAACAACGACAACAACAAAGAUAAGGCACUGCGAAGGCCAUACCCACGAACGGUACCUUUCCUUCCCUUAUAAUAACCUUGGUGAUCUUGCUGGUACUCUGAUAAGGGAACUUCAGUGACGUCUACAACUUUUCUUGCUUUUCCUCCUAGGGCCAAACAAGCUAUCUCCUUCAAGGUUCUUUCAUGAAACUCAAACUGUCCGAGCACUUUACAAUGCCGGCGGCCUCUCUGUAUCUCUUCGAGAUCACCAUGCUAUUAAUCCUCAUACCAAUUGUGGAUCGCAUUAUUUACCCAUCCCUCCGUUACUUCGGCAUCGACUUCACCCCCCUGAAGAAAAUGGGUGUCGGAAUGUUGUUUGCCAUGGGGUCUGUCCUCAUGGCAGGGUUUAUGGAGAUCGAAAGAAAAAAAUACAUCGACACACAUGGUUAUUUUAAACAGCAUCCGUUCGACACUCCAGUAAAUGCCUCACAAAUGAACAUCUUUUAUCAAGUCCCUCAAUACGUGCUCCAGGGAACUGGGGAAGUACUGACUUCGAUUCCAGGUAAGCUGUGAAAGUGAAUGAAAGGAUGUCCAGCGUGGUCUGGAUAUUUUCCAAAUAACCUAAUAGCAACGGAGUUGUCACUGUUGUUGUCAUAAAGGAAUGAUAAUUCACUUAAUUAAAAUUUAAUAAUUAUUAAAGCCUUAACGUGUUAGGAUGGUUUUUUGUUUUGGUUUUCGAAUGUUUUAACAUGUCAUCUGAAGAUGAACUGGAACAAGUUGGCCUGAGACAUUUUUCCAACGCUAAAGUGCACCUUGUCAGUAAACAAUGCGUUACAGACACCACAAAAGCAAAACGAUCCGUGCCGAUGUACCGUUUGCCGUGUACAAUCGCGUGAUAUGGAUUGUGCUAUUUCCAAGAAGGAGGGGGGGGGAGGGAAGGCAAUUUGCACGAAAGCAAUUCUUGUGGGGUUCUCUUGGAUAACAAUCAUGUGACUGAAAGGGUUACACUGUUUGAGAUGCUUCUAGUUGUAACCUUGAUUCACCCCCUUUACAGGUUUUUAGGGAGGGAGGCGAAGUCACUACUUUGGCUUCAGUAAAUUAAGCAACGGAAAUUUAGCCAACAACUGAUUUACAACAUUGCCUCAUGCUCUCCGAAAAGAAAGCGCCUACACAACUGAAAGAUAAUCGUAGAUGUUAUCCUCUAGAACUGGGAAUAAUGACUUGAAAAUCAUUCACUUUAAAAUAACUUAUUGUUUAGAGUAAGUUAUAACCUGCUAUACUAAACCAUACUAAUUUCUUGGAAAUAUUAACUUUUCGCCUUCUUUCCUCAUUCUAGGGCUGGCAUUUGCUUACUCCCAGUCCCCUCUCUAUCUUCGCGGAGUGAUCAUGGGCCUUAACCUGGCCACCAUUGGAAUAGGCUUCUAUGUUGCUGGGGCUCUGGCAGCGAUAGCGAAAAAUGCUAGUGACGGCUCUUGGUACCCGCAGGAUUUGAACGCGGGCAAACUAGAAAACUAUUUCUUUUUCCUCGCUGCCGUGAUGUUCGCGAAUUUCCUCCUUUUUGUUUUCCUUGCUAGAAAGUACAAAUACGUUGAAUCCCCAAAUACUGUCACAGUUCAAGAGGAUCAUGGGCAAUCACUAAUUAAUACCUCGACAUCUAAUUUAGAAAAAGUUUAAGAUGCUGUCGGUGAGAGUUGCGUUAGCUGCGUUUGUUUUUCUUCUACCAAAUACGAGCUCGUUGGAUUUUAAAACACAAGUUUCUUUGAGAGUUGCUCCUUUUAUGCAAAUACCAUGGAAAUAUUUGAGGGAAGAGCACUUUACCAUCUUCCUAAAGUUAUUUUGCCAAAGAGGCUUUCGGAAGUCUUUAGAUCAAGAACUUUUACCGCUUUUGUUCUCGAGCUGACCAAAAGAUAGGCAAGCAACAAGGGAUUUUUUACUACAUGUUAACUGAUUUUCCUGGACUGGGCAGUCAGAUAUUAUCGAGUAAUACCUUUUAUCUCCUAAUUUUUUUUGGCUGCCAAACUGUCCGAUAGCAAGCAGCUUCUAAUCAGAUCAGACAGUUCUGGUGGAACAUCAAAAAAAUUAAGCGAUUAAAAGGGCUGUUAAGAACAAUCAAUUUUUAGAAUUUUUUUCGCAUACGCAGUUGAGGAUAUGAUAGAUUUUAAAAUGGUUCAUGGCAAAUCUGUUUUCUCAACGUUUUGUUUUAGCCGCUUUUUUCCUGAUUCAGCUGGUACUCUACAGAAAAAGGGACUCAAUUGUUCAGAGUUGCAGUGAUACCUAGUUGAAUUCAGAUAACUCAGUGACUUGAGGGAAACGUCAGAAUUUUAAUAAUAUGUAUUUGAAGGACAAUCAAAAACGAAUAUUGCGAAGUCACAAGAAAAAUAUAGAUAACUGGUGGAAAUGGUGAAUAUGUUAUUGUAC